GCGCCCUGUGCUGUCACAUGAUGGGUGGUCGCUGUGCUUUACGGCUGCCGUCGCACUGUGUGGUUUGGGAAAGGAGGGAGGUUUUGUUGUCUUUCUCGGGUAGUGGCGGUAAUGGCGACGUACGUGAGCGAGCUGGAGGCGGCCAAGAAGAGCCUCAGCGAGGCACUGGGCGAGAACGUGAAGCAGUACUGGGCCAAUUUGAAGCUCUGGUUCAAACAGAAGAUCAGUAAGGAGGAGUUUGACCUGGAAGCUCGCAGGCUUCUCACGCAAGACAAUGUCCACUCUCACAACGAUUUCCUCCUGGCCAUUCUUACCCGAUGCCAGAUCUUGGUUUCUGCACCAGAAGGUGCUGGAACCCUGCCAUGGCCGGGUGGCUCUGCAACUAAACCUGGAAAACCCAAAGGAAAGAAAAAGAUAUCUUCUGUUCGACAAAAGUUUGAUCACCGGUUCCAGCCUCAGAAUCCGCUGUCUGGAGCCCAGCAAUUUGUGGCAAAGGAUCCUCAAGAAGAUGAUGAUUUGAAGCUGUGUUCUCAUACCAUGAUGCUUCCUACACGUGGCCAGUUAGAAGGAAGGAUGAUCGUAACAGCAUAUGAGCAUGGACUAGACAAUGUUACAGAGGAGGCAGUGACGGCAGUUGUUUAUGCUGUGGAGAACCAUCUUAAGGAUAUUCUGACAUCUGUGAUAUCCCGGCGGAAAGCCUAUCGUCUGAGAGAUGGCCAUUUUAAAUAUGCCUUUGGAAGCAAUGUUAACCCUCAGCCGUAUCUGAAGAACAGUGUUGUUGCUUAUAACAAUUUAAUUGAGUGCCCUCCAACCUGUAUGACACCUUCUGCUGGUCAGAGUUUAGCUCCACAGCCCCCGCCCGAUGAUGCCGAGCAGCAGGCAGCAUUACUCCUGGCAUGCUCUGGAGACACCUUACCAGCAUCUCUCCCACCAGUGAACAUGUAUGACCUUUUUGAGGCACUGCAGGUAAGGGGAUCAAAACCAAAAACCUCCACACACAGGAGAGCUGGAUUUGUGUUUAGUGUGUCUUGGGCUGAGAAAGAGCAUUAGGAACUGGACCUGCAGGGAAUAGCUGCAGAGACAGGCUGAGCUCGUUACAGAUCAGGGGAGCAUUCCUGGGGCCAGCUGAGGCUGUCUCCAGCUAUAAAGGGAGCAGGGCUGGAGCUCGGCUCUCUGUGACUAGGGGUUUGCUCAGAGCAGAGCUGGGAUAGCGAGGCUUUGCUUCACCUGUUGGAGUGCUAUGGAUGGGCUGCAGGGGAACCCCAGCAGCUGUGCCCCAACACUGAUGUGGAUUUGUGUGUGAGCUGGUGGAUUCAGCUGCUGCAGCUCCCUCCCUGCCCAGGGCAGAUACCAUGAAAGGAGAAGAAAUGCUGCAAAAAACAAGGUAAUUUGGGCUCUUUUCCCCAGCCUUAAAAAGAGCUGUGGAAAAGACUGGCUCUUGCUUACAUCCAUGUCAUGCCAGCCUGACCGUUGUCCCUGUGCUGCAGUUAGGGGAACACAGCAGUCUCAGUGGAAUAAACUUUCUUCCUUGCUCAGGUCUGUUAUCUGUUGUACGAGUACUGCAGAUGCAUCUGAAGAAAAGUGUUUUAAGGUUCUAAAAACACUGUAUACACCAAAAAAAGUAAAGGAUCCCUAAAACACUGGAUGAGAAAGAGAUGGUUUAACAAGAAAAAGAUGUCACCAAAUUCCUGAACUGUAACUUACUACUUUUGCAGUCUUGCUGUGAAAGUGUUUCACAGUUGCUAAUGUCAGCGUGGAGCCUGUCUGAAGAGUUGUACCUAUCUAUCUAAA
Melopsittacus undulatus (budgerigar) is the source of this 1791-nucleotide messenger RNA. RefSeq names its product transcriptional adaptor 1 (gene TADA1). Gene Ontology annotation, molecular function: transcription coactivator activity. The transcript has 8 exons. Gene Ontology annotation, cellular component: SAGA complex. The record is from RefSeq and is a predicted model, not a curated record. Bases 112 to 1050 code for a protein of 312 amino acids. NCBI's taxonomy places the organism in Eukaryota, Metazoa, Chordata, Aves, Psittaciformes, Psittaculidae. Gene Ontology annotation, biological process: regulation of transcription by RNA polymerase II.